Molecule: messenger RNA, 1893 nt
Organism: Megalopta genalis
Lineage: Eukaryota; Metazoa; Arthropoda; Insecta; Hymenoptera; Halictidae
Source: RefSeq, a predicted model, not a curated record
AAUCUGCUCCAAGUGGCGGAGAGGAGACCUCACAAAUGGGAUUGGACGAUUCCAAUAGAUUGUUCAUGGAAAUCCAUUGGCAUCAUUCAAUCUCAUUUGUGAUGGAUAAUUCUUCCACUUCUACUUUCGUGGAAGAAAGUCGUAAAGCGGUCAGGAUGUUGGAAGGUCUGCUAUAGAGAGGUGUUUUCAUAAGCUAAAGUUCGUUUCUCUACCGUUGUGUGUGUGAUGGCGCUGAGAUAGGAAAUCUUCAAAUCUACAUCAUUGCUUCUGAAGCCCCAAUUUUGGGUGACAAAAUAAUGCACUGGAUAUCCAGUUUACUCCACCCUGGUCUACUCUGUAGUCGUGAUGAAGAUAGAGAUUGAGAUUUUGCUAAAAAAAAUCUCAAUAACAUAAUAAUCGACUAUGGGGCUCCACGUGUACAGCAUAUAAACCAGUAUAAACAAAGAGGAAAUAUACAAUGCACAGGUAAAACAUGAAAUAAUCUGAACGGAAGUUUCAACAUGAAUCAUCAGCGACCCACUACGCCAGAUCAUGUUCACAGUCCCACUCUUACAACUUCUCGAUUGAAGGAAAUAGGGUCGUUUUAUGAUCAUGUGGCCAUGAGGUUAGAUUCUCUGUCCCGAACCUACAUUAUAUGUAGUGUACCACCACCCUUGUUCCCCCUAUGCGUAGAAGGUGCAAUAUAAUUGUUAUGAGAUCACGGUGAGAACGUUGAUUUAGAAAAGCGUUAUAAAGGAUGGAGGUAACCAGUACGCCAGUCAUUCAAUGUAUGUAACGUAUACCUCAUCAGUGCAUCGAUUAAAAUCAUAGAAUACAAAAGUGGUUUCUCAUACGCAAUGGACAAACAAACAGAUUCGAACAAAGAACUAGAAUAUUGGAUGACACAACUUCCGGCAGCUAUAAAAAAUGUAUCUAUAAUACAAUUGGCAAUACCCGGUUCUCAUAAUACGAUGACUUAUACUAUAAAUCGUCGCAAUGACGUAGGGCCGGAUGCACCAAACUACGUUAGAGCCCUCGGCCGCUACUGCUCACUCGUUUCAAAACCCAUUAUUUUUAAUUGGUCUAUUACGCAACACGACAAUAUCAAGGAUCAGCUCAAUGGAGGAAUCCGAUACUUAGAUUUUCGUGUUGCAACAAAACCAACGAAUGGAGAUAUUUAUUUCGUGCAUGGCUUAUAUGGAUCAACAAUAUACCAACCAUUACAAGAAAUAACGGAAUGGCUAUCUUCCCACAAGAAUGAAAUUCUAAUCAUAGAUUUUCAACACUUCUAUUCGUUCUCAGAAGUAAAUCAUCGCCAUCUUGUUGACACAAUUCUCCAUGUGUUUCAAAGAAAGUUGUGUCCACUUGCUUCUAGCUUUGAUCACAUAACACUUAAUUGGCUUAAUUCAGAAAGGUAUCAAGUAAUUGUUAUUUAUAGAAAUAGUUUUGCGCAAAACUAUUCAAACUUGUGGCCCAGUGGAUUAUGGAAAACACCUUGGCCUAACACUGUUCGUGUUAGUGAACUUGUAGAUUUUUUAAAUCUUGAACUUGAAGCGAGAUCAUUCCAAAUUGCUUUCAUAUCACAAUGUAUUUUAACUCCAGACAUUCAAUAUGUAUUAAAGCAUUUAUGUGGUACGUUACAGAGGAAUUUGGUAGCUUCGUGUCAAAAAACGAUUUUAUCUUGGAUAAGUCAGAAGCGACCUGGCCGAGGUGGAUUAAAUAUUGUUAUUGCUGAUUUUGUAUCAGAUAAUAAUUUUAUAUUCUGUAAGACAGUUAUUGAAAACAAUAGAAAGUUUUCUCAUUUAUAGUACUCUAUGUACAGUAGUUUGUACCUAAAUGUAUAGUGUACAAAGUAAUUGGAAUAAGUUUUGAUAUGUUUUUGGAUAUGUGUACAUUAUAUUCCUGUAAAUUUCU